Mizuhopecten yessoensis (Yesso scallop) is the source of this 1619-nucleotide messenger RNA. Its product is annotated as 5-phosphohydroxy-L-lysine phospho-lyase-like. Gene Ontology annotation, cellular component: mitochondrion. The record is from RefSeq and is a predicted model, not a curated record. The transcript is spliced from 12 exons. Bases 145 to 1596 code for a protein of 483 amino acids. Gene Ontology annotation, molecular function: pyridoxal phosphate binding; transaminase activity. NCBI's taxonomy places the organism in Eukaryota, Metazoa, Mollusca, Bivalvia, Pectinida, Pectinidae.
GACGUCACGUGUGCCAUAUGAGCUCUCCUGAGGUAGGCAUAGUAAAGAUAUCGAUGGUCAAUCAUGAAUAUAUUUGAAAGAUGCCCGGGCACCUGGCAGGUAGACAGUCUUCUAUAAUCUACGCCACGACUAGUGUUGUUCACAAUGCCGGAGCUAACCUUCAAGCAGACAUGUGAAAUGCGAAGAAAUUAUGUGGGGAGGACAUGUAAGCUGCAUUUUGAGGCGUCUCCUCUGAAGAUAGUUAGAGCGUCACGUCAGUACAUGUAUGAUGAUUCCGGAGCAGAGUACCUAGAUUGUAUCAGCAUUGUCUCACACGUGGGUCACUGUCAUCCCCAUGUGGUCCACGCCGGACAAGAGCAGAUGGCCAGGAUGACCACAAGUGCUGGAUUCCUCAAUGACACAAUGGUAGACUAUGCUAAACGGAUAGUGGAGACACUGCCCGAUAAACUGUGUGUCUGCUUCUUUGUCAACUCGGGAUCUGAGGCUAACGAUUUAGCUCUGCGGCUUGCACGAAGCUACACAAAGCAUGAUGAUGUGAUGGUGGUUGAGAAAAGCUACCAUGGAAAUAUCGCAAGCCUAUUAGAAAUCAGUCCAAAACGAUGGAAGCAGAUGGGCAUAGAACAGAAGGAGUGGGUCCAUGUGGUGCCCUGUCCCGAUACUUAUAGAGGUAUCUAUAAGGAGGACUCAGACAACCCCGGAUUGCUUUAUGCUAAUGAAGUUAAGAAGAUGAUUAGGAAAUGUAAGGAUAAAAAGAGAACAAUUUCAGCAUUUAUUUGUGAGCCGUUGAUGACAGUUUGCGGUGUGGUUGUUCCACCACAAAAUUACCUUAAAUACGUGUACAGGUACAUACGUGAAGCUGGGGGUGUCUGUAUUGCUGACGAAGUCCAAGUAGCACUUGGCCGUAUUGGAGAGCGCUUCUGGUCAUUCCAAGCACAUGAUGUAGUGCCAGAUAUUGUUACCGUGGGAAAACCGCUUGGAAAUGGUCAUCCCAUGGCAAUGCUUGUCACCACAAAAGAGAUUGCAGACACUCUACGCGAGUUCAGCAGCACUUUUGGUGGCAACCCUGUAGCAUGUGCGGUAGGGAUGGCUGUGUUGGAUGUGAUACGUAAUGAGAAACUCCAGGCCAGUGCUAAGUCUGUAGGCAAGUGUCUGCUUGACGGAUUCAGAGCCAUUCAGCCUAAACAUCCAAUGAUGGGUGACAUCAGGGGUAUGGGAAUGAUAAUUGGUGUGGAGAUUGUUGUGGACAAAGAGAGCAGGAAGCCUGCUAAACAAGCUGCAGAGAUUCUGAGCUACAAACUGAAGGAGGGAAAGAUCCUAAUAGCCAACGAAGGUCCAGACAAAAAUGUGAUGAUCAUUUCCCCACCGAUGUGUUUCACAUGUGACAAUGCCAAACAAGUGGUACAGGCGUUUGACUUAGCUCUUGCUGCCAUUGAACAAGGUGCUUUAGAGGCAGGCCUCGCAUCCCUGCCUCAUGAACAGAGAAUAUUAAACAUUCCUCUGGAUAUCCUUUCCUCAAACCUAGAUAAAGGACUAGACUCCGACUCGGACAGUGAAAGUUCCAGUGCCAAGAAAGCACGGUAUGAGGAAAUGGACUAGAGAAAGAAAUGGUGUGUUUAAAU